Pangasianodon hypophthalmus (striped catfish) is the source of this 4111-nucleotide messenger RNA. RefSeq names its product acyl-CoA synthetase long chain family member 1a (gene acsl1a). Gene Ontology annotation, molecular function: arachidonate-CoA ligase activity. Gene Ontology annotation, biological process: long-chain fatty acid metabolic process; very long-chain fatty acid metabolic process; long-chain fatty-acyl-CoA biosynthetic process. Gene Ontology annotation, cellular component: endoplasmic reticulum; membrane. The coding region runs from base 290 to 2383 and encodes 697 amino acids. The transcript has 21 exons. NCBI's taxonomy places the organism in Eukaryota, Metazoa, Chordata, Actinopteri, Siluriformes, Pangasiidae. The record is from RefSeq and is a predicted model, not a curated record.
CAAAGAAACACCCACAUUCCCAUCUAUACACGUCAGAAAUAUGGACACGCCCAUGUUUUUUCUAUAAAUGCAAUCAGAGAUAUGACUUCUGUGAUCUGUGGUGUGACCCUAAUGCUAUAUUCAGCUGAGUCACGAGUGUGCAGGUGUGUGGGGACUAUUUUCAGCAGUGGUUGGGUUGGGUGAAGGACAGGGUCACCGGAGAGAGACGGAGAGUGUACGUGUGUGUGGGUGUGUGUUUGCAGACUUGCGUGUGUUUUCUGACUGAGGAGCACCUCUCUGUGGCCAAGCCAUGCAGGUGCAGGAUCUGAUUUGGCAGUUCCGGGUGCCUGAAUUGGGUGACUUCAGGCAAUAUGUGCGUAGUUUGCCCACCAACACGCUGAUGGGCAUGGGUGCGUUCGCCGCCAUCACCACCUAUUGGUACGCCACCAGACCACGAGCCCUGAAGCCCCCCUGCGACCUCACCAUGCAGUCUGUGGAGGUGGAGGGUGAGGAAUACGUUCGCCGUUCCAUCCUCCUGGACAGCGACAGGUUGAUGACACACUUCUAUGAUGAUGCACGCACCAUGUACGAGGUGUUUCUGCGUGGAAUCAGAGUGUCCAAUAACGGCCCUUGUUUAGGAUCGAGAAAACCUAAGCAGCCAUAUGAAUGGCUUUCGUACAAAGAGGUUGCAGACAGGGCCGAGAUGAUUGGCUCAGCAUUGCUCCACAGAGGUCACAGUAAAGCAGGAGACAAAUACAUCGGUAUCUUCUCCCAGAACAGACCUGAGUGGACUAUAUCUGAGCUGGCCUGCUACACGUACUCACUGGUGGCUGUUCCACUGUAUGACACACUGGGCACUGAGGCCAUCAGCUACAUCAUAGACCAAGCUGAGAUCUCGACGGUGAUCUGUGACGUGGUGGAGAAGGUGUGCACAGUGCUGGAGUGUGUGUCAGGUCGAGAGCACAGCGUCAAGACCAUUGUACUGAUGGAGGAGAAGAACAGUGAGCUCAAUACACGAGCAGAAAAGGAGGGCAUCCAGAUUAUCAGCCUGAGGGAACUGGAGGCUCUCGGCAAAGCCUAUCACAGACGCCCUGUGCCUCCUUCACCUGAAGACCUCGCGCUGAUCUGCUUCACCAGCGGAACUACAGGGAAUCCGAAGGGCGCGAUGCUCACACACGGCAACGUCAUCUCCAACUGCGCCGCCUUCAUCCGCAUCACCCAGAUACACUGCAUGCUCAACCACACCGAUAUCCACGUAUCUUACCUUCCCCUCGCUCACAUGUUCGAGAGGGUGGUCGAGAGUGUGAUCCUGGUGCACGGAGCGAGGAUCGGUUACUUUCAGGGUGACAUCCGUAUGCUGAUGGACGAUCUGAAGACUCUCAAACCCACCGUGUUCCCCGUCGUACCCCGACUCCUCAACCGCAUGUUCGACAAGAUCUUUGGGCAGGCGAACACUCCGCUGAAGCGCUGGCUGCUCGACUUCGCCACCAGGAGGAAAGAGUCGGAGCUGCGCAGCGGCAUCGUGAGGAAGGACAGCAUGUGGGACAAACUCAUCUUCAACAAAGUCCAGGUGAGUCUGGGUGGACGUGUGAGGCUGAUGAUCACCGGCGCCGCUCCCGUUUCCCCCACCGUGCUGACGUUCCUGCGGGCUGCUCUCGGCUGCCAGUUUUAUGAAGGUUAUGGACAGACAGAAUGUACUGCAGGAUGCUCCAUGUCUCUGCCAGGAGACUGGACGGCAGGUCACGUGGGUCCUCCUUUACCCUGUAAUUAUGUUAAACUGCUGGAUGUGGCAGAGAUGAGCUACUACGCAGCCAAUGGGGAGGGGGAGGUGUGUGUGAAAGGACCAAACGUGUUCCACGGCUACCUGAAAGAUCCAGAGAAGACGGCAGAGGCCAUCGAUAUAGAUGGCUGGCUGCACACGGGUGAUAUCGGCAAAUGGCUUCCGAACGGCACGCUGAAGAUCAUAGACAGGAAGAAGCACAUCUUUAAACUGGCUCAGGGAGAGUACAUCGCUCCUGAGAAGAUCGAGAACAUCUACAUCCACAGCGACCCCGUGGCUCAGGUCUUCGUUCAUGGAGACAGUCUGCAGGCGUGUUUAGUCGGCAUUGUGGUACCAGACCCUGACAUCCUCCCAGGCUGGGCCAAGAAAAGAGGCCUUGUGGGCUCCUACCACGAGCUGUGCAAGAGCAAGGAAGUGAAAAAUGCCAUUCUAGAGGACCUCAUGCGGUUGGGGAAAGAGGGCGGCCUGAAGUCCUUCGAGCAGGUGAGAGACAUCGCCCUCAACCCUGAGAUGUUCUCCGUGAAGAACGGCCUCCUCACACCCACCCUGAAGGCCAAGAGAACUGAGCUGAGGAGCCACUUCAAAGAACAAAUCAAUCAGCUCUACGCCACGAUCAAGAUGUAAGCACAAACAGAGAUGGAGGGAAAAGAAGGUGGAGAAAGCCAGAGAGGGAGCAGACUGUGAUGAGCUCUCUAACACACAUCCUCUCUCUGUCAAUAAAGUGCAGUUAUGAUGAGGUCCACUUGGUGGCGCUGAACGUGAGCUUUUUUGCCUAAACAUAAUUAGGUAACCAAUGUGAUUUAUUCAAUGCCUUCAGGCCAGUAAAUGCCUUCUGUCAAUACCAGUCAUAAUUAUAGGAACAGUUUAGGAACAAAAAUGUUAUAAAAAUAUGUAGGCGAUCAUCCAAGACAUGUUUGGUGUCUGAUAUUUGUUUUUUCAGAUGUGUACUGGAGCUACAAGGCUAAUCGCCUCCCGUUUAGCAGAGUAUAAACCAAACAUGUCUUGACUGAUCAACUUGAGAUGUCCGAGGUGAAUUUUUUUGUCCAAACUGUUCCUUUAAAUGGUUACUGUACUAAUAUUGAUAUUCAAAUGAAAUGACCUCUGUUCAGUCUAUCAGAUUGCAAUGUUUUCACUCUGCACUGUGACAGAGUUGUCUUCUGCUGCUGACUAAUAGGGUUUCCUUUCUGAAAUUUAAGUAAUGAUGUAAUUUUAAAAAAAAAAAAAAUCUUUGGUUGUUGCUAGCUUCCUUACGCUGGUUUCUGUCGCUACUCAUUUGUUCUCCGCUGUCUCUUUCUCUGUGCCAUGUGCAUUUGUAUAUUAAUUAUUUCUGUUUAGUGUCAGUGUUUAAAGUUAGAUUACAUUUCUCGCAUUGAAGCAAUUCCUUUUACGAAUUUCUACGAAUAGUUUAUAGGUUGUAACCUUACAAAUCACUUGGCAUGCUUUAAAUGAAGAACAAAACACUCUCUAUCAUGCUGUUACAGGAAAAUAAUCAAAGAUGUUAUGAGGUUAUGGUUACCACCCUGAAGUUGAUUAUUUUCCUAUAACAGCAUGUCCCAGAGUGUUUUAUUCCUUUUAUACCAGAGCAAUUUGUCACUUAUUAUUUAAUGACAAUGUACUUUUUACUCAUUUAUAGUUAAAUUUGAUGUUGUGCAGCAGCCAUUAAACUAGUUACUUCCUGUUCUCACUUAUGUUAUAGCAGCUAUCAACAGUCAUUCCCUCAUUUAUUUUCUCUCUCGUAGUUAAUAAGACAAAAACAAGCAGCUUGUCAUGUUACAGAGAAACCACAAUAAGCACAACCUCCUGAAGACACUGGAGUUAAAUAAACAUCUCCUCAAAAAAAAAAAAAAAAAACUUCACCACAUCAAUGAUUUCACGUGUGUUUUAAUGGUUUAAUGCAGUGCGCCUGCCGUACAAGUCCCUGUGAAUGAGCCGUUGCUAUAGAAAGGUAUCAGAACGAGCGCAUUAAUAUAAACCUGUGAUUCGCAGCUGCACUACUGUCAGAGCUGCUGUUCUAGAAAAUUAAUCAACAGCACUGUGGUACUAAAAAAUGAAAUGUUCCUUUAAACACUUGCGUCCCAUUUAUCAUGCUGCAGUGAACAGCUAAGCAGCGCAAACCGUUUUUACUCUUGUGUCUUAAAUUAAGUAUAAGAGUAUGUAUAUGAGUAUAUAUUGGUUGACUUAAAAAAAAAAAAAAGUAUUUCUAAAGUUUAAACUAAACCACUGCCACUCCUGUUCUACAAUAUUCUGUACAGAUUUAUUUAUGUUUUAAAUAUAUAUAUUUUGUGUAUAAUUAUUGCAGUACUGAAUGUAAUUUGUUGUGUUUGGGUGAAAUAAAUGGAUGUAUCAGUGUGA